AUUAAAUUUUCAAUCAUGAGAAUUUUUUUAAUUUGAAAAUUUCGGUUAAAUUUAAUCCGUUAGUAAUUGAUUUGAUAAAAGUAAUAAAAGUCUAAUUUCGAUUAAACUUUUUUAACGAUUAAUUAACUUUUAAAUCAAAUUUCGGUUUUAUUUUUAUCAAAUAGACUUUUUCCCAGGAAAGCUUAUUUUGAAUUUUGAAUUUAUAAAGCUCCAUCAAUCGAAUUUUUUCGCAAAAAUAAUUUUAUUUUUUCGAUAAACAAUUCUUGUAAUUUUUAUAAAAUUUUUAUAAAAUCUGCAAUACAUUUUUAUAUUGAUCGUCAAACAUAACUUUUAUAUAAAUCGAACAAUAUUUUUCGUCAUUUUGAAAGAAAGUUCUACUUUAUUUACUAAUUUUACUAUUCUUCUGUUUAUUAAAAUCUCUAUAAAGAAUGAAACGAUCUGGACAAAAAAGUGUCAAAAAAAGUCGUCAAGAGUCUCACAAACAAACUUUUUCACAGGAAUUUGAAUCUGCAGCUUCCGGUUCUGGUUCUACCAAAACUCAAAAACAAAUAUCGAAACAGGAAUCCACAGCUUCCAGUUCUGGUUCUACCAAAACUCAAAAACAAACGUUGAUACCAGAAGCUUCAGAAGAUAAUGGGCCAUUUCGCUUAGUGGUAUUAUCCAGCUUGUACUCGCAACAAAGCAAGAUGGUACCACCAAUUCGUAAUGUAACCAUACAUAGGGAAUUAAUGCCCAUUACACGCACAGCCAAACCGUAUAGGAGCAAUGUACUUAGGGAAUUAACGCUUAUUACACGCACCACCGAACCAUAUAGGAGCAAUAUACAUAGAGAAUUAAUGCCAAUUACACGCAUCAUUGAACCGUAUAGGAGCAAUGUACGCAUCGCCAAACCGUAUAGGAGCAAUGUACGCACCACUGAACCAUAUAGGAGAGAAUUAACGCCAAUUAUACGUGAACCUUAUAGUAGUAAUUGGACUAGAGAUGUAAAUGAAUUAAAAUAUGAUGAAAAGUUUACCAGUGAGUCGAAUGAUGAAAUUCUUCAACAGGUUAUAUCUCGACUAAUUGAAGCAAUGAAGCCAAGAGUGCGCUUGUUAUAUAAACAACGCAGCACUUUAGACAAAGAUAAUCACCGUCUACAUCGAAACAAUCGGUUAAAUGAGGAAUCUGCAGCUUCCGGUUCCAGUUUUACUAAAACUCAAAAACAAACGUUGAUACCAGAAGCUUCGGAAGAUAAUGGGCCAUUUCGCUUAGUGGUACCAUCCAGCUUGUACUCGCAACAAAGCAGGAUGGUACCACCAAUUCGUAAUGUAACUGUACAUAGGGAAUUAACGCCCAUUACACGUAUAGCCGAACCAUAUAGGAGCAAUGUACAUAGGGAAUUAACGCUCAUUACACGCACUACCGAACCGUAUAGGAGCAAUGUACGCAUCGCCGGACCUUAUAGGAGCAAUGUACGCACCGCCAGACCUUAUAGGAGCAAUGUACGCACCGCCGAACCAUAUAGGAGAGAAUUAACGCCGUUCUGGUCGACUUUAACGUUUUUUUAG
Messenger RNA from Rhizophagus irregularis DAOM 181602=DAOM 197198, 1547 nucleotides. NCBI's taxonomy places the organism in Eukaryota, Fungi, Glomeromycota, Glomeromycetes, Glomerales, Glomeraceae. The record is from RefSeq and is a predicted model, not a curated record.